ACACGCGCGUAUGAUAUUUAUGACGUUCCGAUAUUGAAUUGUGGAAGUCCUCCGUUGUGUUUUCAAGACCGUAGAUACGGCUUUUUUUUAUUAUCUUGUUUUUUUUUUUUUUCAACGGCGUGGUAUAAACUAGAUGUAUUAUAUUAUUUAGUCACGUGUGGGCACGACGACGACGUCAAGUUAAAUAAUUUGCUCCGAACUGACAGAUUUUUAUUGUGAGUGUCAAUCUUUUUGCCAAUAAAAUUUAUAAUAUUAUUAAAAAUAAAAUGUACGUGGGACACUGAUAAUUAUUACCAUUAAGUCGCAGUAGUGCAUUUCUUACGACGUACCUCUGUGCAACACAUCAGACUGCUACUGCAACAUUCGCCGUUUCAUUACGUUCGCCGAUCUCGCAUAUAGGUCUGAAAGGUAUGAGCAACAUAAUAUUUUCCAAGAGUAAUAGGUACUAAUUUUUUAAACUUUAUUUACAUUUAACGACGAGUCAAAUAUUUCAUCUAAAAGCAUAAUCCUAAAUACUUAAAUCAACUAUUUCAUCGACACAUGAAAUAUAUAACAAUGAAUAUUGCAACGAAUAAGGAGUAGAACAUUUACAUACCAUCGUCGAUAAUUCUCAAUGAGAAAGUGCAACAAAAUAUAAUUAUCAUUGACGUGUGCUUUAUGAUUUAAAAAUAAAUCGAUAUGCGUUAUUUUACGGCUAUUAUGCUUCUUUUCGCGACCAUAUCAAAUGCAUCUUCGGUGUCGUAUAGAAUAAGAUUCGAUAAAUAUCAUAACUAUAUGGAGAUGACUGAUUAUUUGGAAAACAUAACCAAAGAGUUUUCUAACAUUUCUUCAUUGUAUUCGAUUGGAAAGUCAGUUCAAAAUCGUGAAUUAUGGGUCGUCAAAUUGACUACUGCGACCGAUCUAUUAAGUGUACCGAAUAUCAAAAUCGUUGGAAAUAUACACGGAAAUGAACCCGUCGGAAGAGAAAUAACUUUACAUUUAAUACAGUAUUUAUUGGAGAACAAUUCAAAAAACAAAGUUAUAAACAAACUAUUACGAACUACUGUUAUCCACUUAUUACCUAGUAUGAACCCCGAUGGAUUUGAAUUUUCCAAACCUCAGCCUUGUCCAUCUAGCGGAAUGACAUUGCCUGCGAAUUUUACCCGUUCUAGAUUGAACGCUAAUACUUUCGAUUUAAACAGAAAUUUCCCCAGUGGGUUUAAUCCACACACGGUACCACUGCAACCAGAAACUAAAGCAAUCAUGGAAUGGUUAAAAUCGAUACCAUUUGUUAUGUCUCUAGGAUUACAUGGUGGUGCCUUGGUUGCCAAUUAUCCCUACGACGAUUCAGUUGACUCGAAUUUAGACAAGUUGCAGAAACUAAACGAAACAUUACAGAUUGACAAUAUAAUGGAUCUAUACUUAGCAUAUUAUAUGAAUGUUUCAAAUUUCGAUUCAAUAAUCAAUCCAAGUUUAACACCGGACGAUGAUGUAUUUCGGUUUUUGGCGAAACUAUAUGCCAAAUCGCAUCGAACAAUGCAUUUGGGUCAAGGUUGUGACGAGGAUACAAAAUUCAAAGAUGGCAUUACAAAUGGAGCACUUUGGUAUCCAGUGAAAGGAAGCAUGCAAGAUUACAAUUACAUAUGGCAUGGAUGCAUGGAAAUUACUUUAGAAAUGUCUUGUUGCAAAUAUCCUCCAGCCUCAUUUUUGGAAUCUCAUUGGAACGAUAAUCUAAAGCCACUUUUAAUUUGGAUGCAACAAUCACAUAGAGGCAUUAAAGGUAUCAUUAUGAGUAAAUCAACCGGUAAACCUAUACCAAAUGCUACUAUCAGUAUACUGGACCGGCAAAACCAAUUCAAUACAACCAAGAAUGGAGAGUAUUGGAAAAUAUUACUUCCAGGAGUAUAUAAACUGCGGGUGAACGCUGCCGGACACAACGAGAAAACCGUUAGGGUCGAGGUGCCGAGGACGGACGAUUCGGAAGAGCCGCGGUCGACGCUGGUGAACGUCGUAAUGGAACCGACGACGGCGACGACGACGGUCAAGAGCGCGUUCGAUGGCCAGCACUACACGUACUAUUGGAUGUCGAACUCCGCGAGCGCGACGGACCUGACGACCGUGGCCGCGAACGGCGAACAAGAGCCAAACGUGGCCGACAGCGAGACCGUAGUCUACGACGGCGACCGUGCCGAUGACCAGCAACACCAAGACGACGACUUACGGUUCCUGCCGGUGUCCACGUGGUCCGGGGCGGCCGAUCGCUUUUGCGCGAGUCGCCGGGUUGCCGUAACGUCGGUCAUCGCGUACCUGAUCUCGCGACUCGUCACCACCAUACUCUCGCCGUUGAUACCGCUACACCUAUCAUAAUAGUAGCAGCAUCACUACCACCACAGUAUAGGUAAAAUCAGGACCGUAAUUAAUGGAGGGAGAAGGAGGAAAUGGGGACAUUUCCCUCGGGUGACUGAAUUUUGAUCAAUUUAGGAGGAUGGCCAACAUGUACCUCUGUAAACCGGUUUUCAAUUGUAUUAAUAUUUUAAAUAAUAAUUAAAAAUUCAUAAUAGUAUUAUCUGCGUAGUUAACAAAUGUAGACUAAAUAAAAAAUUAUAACUAAAAAUGUAUUAAAAAAAAAACUAAAAAAAUGUAUCAAUUUUUUUG
Sipha flava (yellow sugarcane aphid) is the source of this 2634-nucleotide messenger RNA. RefSeq names its product carboxypeptidase D-like. Gene Ontology annotation, biological process: proteolysis. Gene Ontology annotation, molecular function: zinc ion binding; metallocarboxypeptidase activity. Lineage: Eukaryota; Metazoa; Arthropoda; Insecta; Hemiptera; Aphididae. The transcript is spliced from 11 exons. The record is from RefSeq and is a predicted model, not a curated record. Gene Ontology annotation, cellular component: cell surface. Bases 679 to 2346 code for a protein of 555 amino acids.